AUGGCGCUCCAAGUUGAUGUUUUCGUUUCCCCUCCCAUUCCCGCAGCAACAGGCUCCGACAAUCCUGCCAAAAAGUGGUGGUCGCCCAUUUCUUGCACUUUGAUUCAAGGACCCACGUCCGCCGUCUUGAUCGAUACACCCAUCUCCAUACAUCAAUCCGAGCAACUCGCUGCCUGGAUCAAGGAGACAGCCCCUGGGAAGGACCUGAAGUACAUCUAUACCACCCACGCCCAUGGCGACCACUUUUUCGGAAAUCCUUUGAUACUGAAGCAUUUCUCGAAUGCGACUUGUAUUUCCACUUCGCGUGUCACACAAGGUAUCAAGAAAACACUGGCCACAGCUCUACCAAGGUGGGAGAACUGGUUUCCAAAUGGCCAAAUUCUCUCCAAAGAGCAAAUUGUUCCAAAUUCACUUCCCGAGCAGGGAAAAUUCUUGAUCGACGGACAUAGUUUAUUUGGCAUCGACGUCGUCCACUCGGAUACAGACGCUUCGUCAUUUGUCCAUGUGCCUGACCUCAAGCUCGUGGUAGCUGGUGAUAUCGUUACGGAGACUGUUUUCAGUUUCUGGCGGAGGCUCGCACAGCUCAGAAACGGAAGAAUUGGCUUGAGGCGCUUGACCAUAUUGCCUCAUUAA
Molecule: messenger RNA, 633 nt
Organism: Penicillium manginii
Lineage: Eukaryota; Fungi; Ascomycota; Eurotiomycetes; Eurotiales; Aspergillaceae
Product: metallo-beta-lactamase superfamily protein
Exons: 1
Coding region: 1-633 (210 amino acids)
Source: RefSeq, a predicted model, not a curated record